Pipistrellus nathusii (Nathusius's pipistrelle) is the source of this 969-nucleotide messenger RNA. The record is from the annotation of a GenBank genome assembly. Lineage: Eukaryota; Metazoa; Chordata; Mammalia; Chiroptera; Vespertilionidae.
AUGGUGUCAGUAAUUAACACGGUGGACACCUCCCACGAGGACAUGAUUCAUGAUGCCCAGAUGGACUACUAUGGCACCCGCCUCGCAACCUGCUCAUCAGACAGGUCCGUCAAAAUCUUUGAUGUACGCAACGGCGGGCAGAUCCUCAUCGCAGACCUCAGGGGUCAUGAAGGACCAGUGUGGCAAGUGGCCUGGGCCCACCCCAUGUAUGGCAAUAUCCUGGCCUCCUGCUCCUAUGACCGGAAAGUGAUUAUCUGGAAAGAGGAAAACGGCACCUGGGAGAAGACGCACGAGCACACGGGACACGACUCCUCAGUAAAUUCUGUGUGCUGGGCCCCCCAUGACUACGGCCUCAUCCUGGCCUGUGGGAGCUCCGAUGGAGCCAUCUCCCUGCUCACCUACACCGGGGAGGGCCAGUGGGACGUGAAGAAGAUCAACAAUGCUCACACUAUUGGCUGCAAUGCCGUCAGCUGGGCCCCUGCUGUCGUGCCUGGAAGCCUCAUAGACCAGCCAUCCGGACAGAAGCCCAACUACAUCAAGAAAUUUGCCUCAGGCGGCUGUGACAACCUCAUCAAGCUGUGGAAGGAGGAAGAGGAUGGUCAGUGGAAGGAGGAACAGAAGUUGGAAGCACACAGUGACUGGGUUCGAGACGUGGCCUGGGCCCCUUCCAUUGGUCUACCCACCAGCACCAUCGCCAGCUGUUCCCAGGAUGGCCGUGUCUUCGUUUGGACCUGUGACGAUGCCUCAAGCAACACGUGGUCUCCCAAACUCCUGCACAAAUUCAAUGAUGUUGUGUGGCACGUGAGCUGGUCCAUCACAGCCAACAUCCUGGCCGUCUCGGGUGGAGAUAAUAAGGUGACCCUGUGGAAGGAGUCCGUCGACGGGCAGUGGGUGUGCAUCAGUGAUGUCAACAAGGGCCAAGGCUCCGUGUCUGCUUCGGUCACAGAGGGCCAGCAGAAUGAGCAGUGA